AGGGCGGGGGGCGCGGGGGAGAGGCGGGGUGGGGGGAGGGGAGCUGUGACUCGGACCCCGGACUGAGUGGGGCCCGGGCAGAAGCUGAGCACCCUGCGCCCGAGGAGCCCCCGUUGGCCUGGGGGGGCUGAGGGACUGAGCCCCCCAGAGCAGGACCUCCCCCUGGAAGGGCCGCGCCGCAGCCCGUGGGAGGGCCUCGCCCCCGGCGCCCCCCAUAUCCACUCGCCGGUCCCGGCCUCCGCCGGAGGGAGGGGCCGAGCGCCCUCGGGGGGCCGUGGACCCCGGCGUUCUGAGCGUUCCGCGCCCCGCGCCGCCCGGCCCCCCCGCCGCCGAUGGCCGCCGACCCGCCGGGAGCUGCCGAGAAGGGAGAGAUGGCUCCCGGGACACGUGUGAGCCCUCGGCGUUGCUGACGCCCCCAAUGUCGUCGAGCAGCCGGGGGCCGGGGGCCGGAGCGCGCCGACGCCGAACCCGCUGCCGCCGCUGCCGGGCCUGUGUGCGAACUGAGUGCGGGGACUGCCACUUCUGCCGAGACAUGAAGAAGUUCGGGGGGCCCGGGCGCAUGAAGCAGUCGUGCCUGCUCCGGCAGUGCACUGCCCCCGUGCUCCCACACACAGCUGUGUGCCUCUUGUGUGGGGAGGCUGGGAAGGAGGACACAGUAGAGGGAGAGGAAGAGAAAUUUGGUUUGAGCCUCAUGGAGUGUACAAUCUGCAAUGAGAUCGUCCACCCUGGCUGCCUGAAGAUGGGGAAGGCUGAGGGUGUCAUCAAUGCGGAGAUCCCUAACUGCUGGGAGUGCCCUCGCUGCACCCAGGAAGGCCGGACCAGCAAGCUUCCAUCUCCCCAGGAUACAGGUGAGGGACCAGGCCGCCGCAGGGCUGACAACGGCGAGGAGGGCGCCAGCCUGGGGAGUGGAUGGAAGCUGACGGAGGAGCCGCCGCUUCCACCACCUCCACCCAGGCGCAAGGGCCCCUUACCUGCUGGGCCCCCCCCAGAGGACGUGCCUGGGCCCCCCAAAAGAAAGGAGAGGGAGGCAGGGAAUGAGCCCCCCACCCCAAGGAAAAAGGUGAAAGGAGGCCGAGAGAGGCACCUGAAGAAGGUGGGUGGAGAUGCCUGCCUCCUCCGAGGAUCGGACCCAGGCGGCCCCGGCCUUCUGCCCCCCAGGGUUCUGAAUCCAAGCCAGGCUUUCUCGUCCUGCCACCCUGGGCUCCCUCCCGAGAACUGGGAGAAACCAAAGCCGCCUUUGGCCUCGGCCGAGGGCCCGGCAGCACCAUCCCCGUCGCCGCAGAGGGAGAAGCUGGAGCGUUUCAAGCGCAUGUGCCAGCUGCUGGAGCGGGUGCCUGACACCUCCUCGUCGUCCUCGGACUCAGAUUCCGACUCUGACUCUUCAGGCACAUCGCUGAGUGAGGAUGAGGCCCCUGGCGAGGCCCGGAAUGGGCGACGGCCAGCCCGGGGCAGCUCGGGCGAGAAGGAGAACCGCGGGGGGCGGCGGGCUGUGCGCCCUGGCAGUGGGGGGCCCCUCCUCAGCUGGCCCCUGGGCCCCGCCCCACCGCCCCGGCCCCCACAGCUGGAGAGGCAUGUGGUGCGGCCCCCACCUCGAAGCCCUGAGCCCGACACGCUGCCUUUGGCUGCUGGAUCCGACCACCCCCUGCCCCGUGCCGCCUGGCUUCGUGUCUUCCAGCACCUCGGGCCCCGAGAGCUGUGCAUUUGCAUGCGAGUCUGCAGGACUUGGAGCCGCUGGUGCUAUGACAAGCGUCUGUGGCCUCGAAUGGACCUGAGCCGGCGAAAGUCACUGACCCCACCCAUGCUCAGUGGUGUGGUUCGUCGCCAGCCCCGAGCCCUGGACCUCAGCUGGACAGGUGUCUCCAAGAAGCAGCUCAUGUGGCUUCUGAACCGUCUGCAAGGCCUGCAGGAGCUGGUGCUCUCCGGCUGCUCCUGGCUCUCUGUCUCUGCCCUGGGCUCAGCCCCACUGCCGGCCCUGCGGCUCCUGGACCUCCGCUGGAUUGAGGAUGUUAAAGACUCCCAGCUCCGCGAGCUGCUCUUGCCUCCACCAGACACCAAACCAGGGCAAACAGAGAGCCGUGGGCGGCUGCAGGGGGUAGCGGAGCUGCGCCUGGCGGGCCUGGAGCUGACGGACGCCUCCCUGCGGCUCCUGCUGCGCCAUGCACCCCAGCUGAGUGCCCUGGACCUGAGCCACUGCGCCCACGUCGGGGACCCCAGCGUCCACCUCCUCACGGCCCCCACUUCUCCCCUCCGCGAGACCUUGGUGCACCUCAAUCUUGCAGGUUGCCACCGCCUCACGGACCACUGCCUCCCGCUGUUCCGCCGCUGCCCUCGCCUCCGCCGCCUAGACCUGCGCUCCUGCCGCCAGCUCUCACCUGAAGCUUGUGCCCGGCUGGCAGCCGCUGGGCCCCCCGGCCCCUUCCGCUGCCCAGAGGAGAAGCUCCUUCUCAAGGACAGCUAGUUGGGUGCCCCCCACCCUCCCCCAGGACUCAUCAGGAGCCUGGACCUCGGGCCUUCAUUUUAUCCCUGCCAGGAGGCCAGGUUACCCACCUCAUGACUUGGGAUUCCUGCCCAGGGACUCGAGCCAGCCUCCCCCCUCUCUACCCCCUGCACUGAUAUCUCUGGGGGUCUCUCCUUCCCAUCCCCUCUCCCUUCCACCUGCUUCAUUGUCCAUCCCCUGGGGGGUGUGGGUCAGAGGUACAGGGGGGUGCUGAGCCAAAGGGAUGGUGGGAGGGGGGGUAAGGUGCAAGUUUGAGGGAGGGAAAUUGGGGAAAGGGUAUCUGCGCACAGGAUACUGGGAGCCAGGGGGCUGGGGGAGG
Ailuropoda melanoleuca (giant panda) is the source of this 2816-nucleotide messenger RNA. It is a transcript of the gene FBXL19, whose product is annotated as F-box and leucine rich repeat protein 19. The record is from RefSeq and is a predicted model, not a curated record. Gene Ontology annotation, molecular function: zinc ion binding; protein binding; DNA binding. Bases 419 to 2458 code for a protein of 679 amino acids. Lineage: Eukaryota; Metazoa; Chordata; Mammalia; Carnivora; Ursidae. The transcript is spliced from 11 exons.